Plasmodium inui San Antonio 1 is the source of this 402-nucleotide messenger RNA. RefSeq lists its product as hypothetical. Lineage: Eukaryota; Apicomplexa; Aconoidasida; Haemosporida; Plasmodiidae. The record is from RefSeq and is a predicted model, not a curated record. Gene Ontology annotation, molecular function: ferrous iron binding. The transcript has a single exon. Gene Ontology annotation, biological process: iron-sulfur cluster assembly. The coding region runs from base 1 to 402 and encodes 133 amino acids.
AUGGCAGCUGCUAAUAUGAAAAAGCUUUCCUGUCUGGCCAUAACAAAAUGCAACUGUCUCGUAAAACCCUGCUGGUCUAAAUGUCCAACCCUGACUCACGGCAAUGUCAGUGCUGGCUCCUUCUCCUAUAACUCGCCAGAGUUUAUUUGGAAGAGGCAUUUCACUUAUGACAACAAUGACGUUACGCUAGAUUGGGAGGAUGCAGACGACAUAGUGGAUUUACUUUUGGAGGAAUACAAACAUGUUGACCCAUUAACAUUGCGAUUUGAGGAGUUAGAAAACAUGGUAAUUGACACCGUUGUGAAGAAAAACAAAAAGAAGUUAAGCGGAAGGUGUAAUGAAGGCGUUCUGGAAAAUAUUCAAAUGAACUGGCUGGAGAAAUAUAAUGAUGAGAAUAGUUAA